Molecule: messenger RNA, 1811 nt
Organism: Cajanus cajan (pigeon pea)
Lineage: Eukaryota; Viridiplantae; Streptophyta; Magnoliopsida; Fabales; Fabaceae
Product: receptor-like cytoplasmic kinase 176
Biological process (GO): protein phosphorylation
Molecular function (GO): protein kinase activity; ATP binding
Source: RefSeq, a predicted model, not a curated record
GAAAAGAACACAAUAACAUAACAUCAUUCACACCACAACUUUUGAAUUUGGCAGAUAUCUAGUCCUCUGGUGACAGCUAUCUUCCACGUGUGAAAUUUCUUGCUUUCACACUUGAAACUUUUCUUUCUUCUCUUCCAAGGCCUUGCUUUCUUUGCCUAUGCAAACUUCUCUUUACCAAAUUGAAAACUUCAACCUGUAGCUUCUUCUGUGGUUUUACUGAAGAAAAAGAGAGACUCACUAGAAGAGUUCUUUCAUGGGUUGCUUCUUUAGUGUGCCUCCAAAGAUCAAAGCUGAAAGCCCUCCACGUAAUGUUGACAAGAGAACUCGACGAUCGUGGUUAGAAGUGAAAAGUAGAAAAGAAAAGAAAGACUGACAGAAAAUUCAAUUUUAGAGAUUAUUCCUUUUCUUAUUUGUUUUGAAAUAAGAAAAAGUUCAUGCAAUGUAGGAUUUUUCUUUAUCUACACAAUAAUAAAAGGUUUGGACUCAAAGGAUGGUAGUAAAGAAGAGAAUGGUUUGAGUGGUUUAAGUGGCAAGGUGUCCUCUUCAUCUAUGCUUCUAACUCCUCAGAGUGAGGAUGAGAUAUUGCAGUGCAGCAAUUUGAAGUGUUUCACAUUCAAUGAGCUAAGAACUGCUACAAGGAACUUUCGUCCUGAUAGUAUGGUUGGUGAAGGUGGUUUUGGUUCUGUGUUUAAGGGUUGGAUUGAUGAGCAGACACUUGCCCCUACUAAACCAGGGACAGGAAUGGUCAUUGCUGUGAAGAGGCUUAACCAAGAAAGCCGCCAGGGACAUAGUGAAUGGUUGACAGAAAUCAACUACCUGGGGCAGCUGAGUCAUCCUAAUCUUGUGAAACUAAUUGGUUACUCUUUAGAGGAUGAUCACCGGAUCUUGGUGUAUGAAUUUGUGGCCAAGGGUAGUUUGGAUAAUCACCUGUUCAGGAGGGCUUCUUACUUUCAACCACUCUCUUGGACCAUACGUAUGAAGGUUGCUAUUGAUGCUGCUAAGGGUCUUGCAUUUCUUCACAGUGAUGAAGUUGAUGUAAUAUAUAGGGACUUCAAAACUUCUAAUAUCUUACUUGAUUCUAACUAUAAUGCAAAACUCUCAGAUUUUGGGUUGGCAAAAAAUGGGCCAGAAGGAGAUAAGAGCCAUGUCUCUACAAGGGUAAUGGGCACCUUUGGCUACGCAGCUCCUGAGUAUGUUUCCACAGGUCACCUAACCAAAAAGAGUGACGUGUACAGUUUUGGAGUUGUUCUGCUGGAACUAAUGUCAGGAAAACGUGCACUGGACAACAACAGGCCAAACGGGGAGCAUAACUUGGUUGAAUGGGCCAAACCACUUCUCAUCAACAAAAAGAAGAUUUCACAAGUCAUGGAUUCUCGCAUAGAAGGCCAAUACUCAAAGAGAGAAGCAAAGAGAAUAGCUCACCUAGCAAUUCUAUGCUUGUCUACAGAACAAAAAGUGAGACCAAACAUAGAUGAGGUGGUGAGAUCAUUGGAACAUCUUCAGGAGUCCAAAGACACAGGUGAUGAUGCAGUUGGAAACUCUCAGUGUCAAGAUCAAACCAUUAAAAUAAAUGGUCGUAAUAGCUCAAGCAAUAGUGGCACUCCUAAUCCAAGUUUAUAUCCUUCUCCUCUUCGUACAUAGGAGAGGAAAUGGAAAUGCAUGAGACGUGUUACACGUAACUCGAUUUGCAUUGUUUUGAAGAUAUACAUAGUAUAGCAUGAGAUGAAAGCAUGUCUUUUUGUUGUUGUACAGAUUUUGGUUUCUUAAUAUUGGUAAAAGAAUUUAAAAUACAAAAAAAAAACUUUAAUUCA